AUGCCCGUUCGCUUCAACUCAAUAGUCCGGUGUAAGGCAGCUGUUGCUGGCUUCGCGAGGCGUCUAUCGGCGACGCGCAUACGCCGCCGCCCGAAGUCCAAAGAAGACAUGUCUAUCGCCCCUACGAACACCUACACGCCUUCGACCGAGCGUCUCCCGGAUGCCGACCUACAUGUUGGUUGUGCUCCUCUACGGCAUCCUUCCCAGUUCUCGCUGCGGAAGUCGUCACGACGAUGUACAAGCAGUGCGUUGAUCAAGGAUGCGCUACUUGUCAGUCUGGAAGGACUCGCAGAAUCAGCCGACGCGUUUCCACCGCUCAAAAGCGCCAUUGGCGGCCUACUCUACCUCACAAAGCAGAUCGACCUUGUCUCCAACAAUCAAUCUCAGAUCGAAGCGAUAUACGCGCAAAUCAACAGCUUUACGGCGUCUUUGGCACACGCAGUCUCAGAUGCAACCUCUCUGUCGCAUGUACACAAAGAUGCCAUACGAGCACUUGCGGGUAAUCUGAACGAUGUUGAUAGAGACAUCAGAGACAUCAAGGUCGAAGGGAAGCACCCCAUUGUGCGCUUUCUACGCGCUAAGAGACACUCUGGCGACCUGCAAGACCUGUCACGCCAGCUCGAUCAAGCCGAUGCUUCGUUUCGCCGUACACUCCUGUCCAGCACAGAAACGAAGUGCACCCGGAUCCUAGACUGCGUCGAGACCAUACAUUGUCUGCAGACCGAGAUCCGUGAACUUUCUAGGUGCCGGUCGCAUAUCUUUUUUUUUUUGAUAGCGCGCUAG
Molecule: messenger RNA, 783 nt
Organism: Peniophora sp. CBMAI 1063
Lineage: Eukaryota; Fungi; Basidiomycota; Agaricomycetes; Russulales; Peniophoraceae
Source: the annotation of a GenBank genome assembly